CAGACUCACACACACACUCACUCACACACACUGCUGAGUUGGAGCUGCUGGAGCUGGAUCUGGAUCUGGAUGCGGGCAUCCUUGGAUUCUGCCGCAAACAACGGGCCCACACACUGCACGCAAACUUAACGGGACGAGGAUGGUGCACGGCGCCUCGGCGGUUGGAUAUGAGGCUGCUGGCCGCGCAGGGCAGCGGGGAAUGCGGUCACUGUGACAUUCACUUGCGCGCCCGUGUCUUGAGUUUUAUUGUUCUGGUCCUGUGGACGCAGAGCAGCGACGCUCCGGGAAGAUGUUGAGCCGAUUCAUGAGCGGCAGCAUCAGGAAUCUGGAGCGGGAGUACAGCUGCACCGUCAGGCUGCUGGAUGAUACGGAGUAUACGUGCACCAUUCAGCGUGAUGCAAAGGGACAGUAUCUGUUCGACCUCAUCUGCCACCACCUCAACCUGCUAGAAAAAGACUAUUUUGGCAUCAGAUAUGUGGAUCCUGACAAACAGCGGCACUGGUUGGAGUUCACCAAAUCGAUUGCAAAGCAAAUGAAGUCUCAGCCUCCGUUCACCAUGUGUCUGAGAGUCAAGUUCUACCCCCCUGAUCCUGCUUCUCUUAAAGAGGAAAUCACUCGAUAUCUCGUCUUCCUGCAAAUCAAGAGGGACCUGUACCACGGUCGGCUCCUGUGUAAAACCUCGGACGCGGCCAUGUUGGCUGCCCACAUUCUUCAAGCUGAGAUCGGUGAUUACGACCCCGGGAAGCAUCCAGACGGCUAUAGCUCCAAAUUCCAGUUUUUCCCAAAACAUUCCGAGAGGCUGGAGCGGCGGAUCUCCGACAUACACAAGACAGAGCUGAUUGGACAAACACCUGAAACAUCGGAGAGGAACUUCCUGCAGAAAGCUCAGAUGUUGGAGACGUAUGGCGUCGAUCCACAUCCAUGCAAGGACGUUUCUGGGAAUCCAGCUUUCCUCGCCUUCACUCCGUUUGGUUUCGUGGUGCUUCAGGGAAACAGGAGAGUUCACUUUCUCAAAUGGAACGAGGUGACCAAGCUGAAGUUUGAGGGGAAGACGUUCCACGUAUAUGCAAAUCAGCGGGAGGACAAAAAGAUCAUCCUGACGUACUUCCCGCCCACUCCUGAGGCAUGCAAGCACCUGUGGAAAUGCGGCGUGGAGAACCAAGCUUUCUACAAGCUUGAAAAGUCAAGCCAGGUUCGCACGGUGUCCAGCAGCAACCUGUUCUUCAAGGGCAGCCGCUUCCGUUUCAGUGGACGAGUGGCAAAAGAGGUGAUGGAGCAGAGUGCCAAAAUCAAACGUGAACCUCCAGAAAUACACAGAGCUGGCCUCGUGCCCAGCAGAAGUUGCCCAUCCAUCACCCACGGCCCUCGCCUCAGCAGUGUGCCGCGCACGAGGCGGAGAGCUGUGCACAUAUCUAUCAUGGAGGGUUUGGAGUCCUUGCGUGACAGUGCCCACUCCACGCCGGUGCGUUCAGUGUCCCACAGCGAAUCCUUUAUGCCUCGCUCCCGGAGCCAGGCCACAGACUCCAAUGACGGCUUGGCCGUGAUCUCGGACCAGGCCUACAGCCCCUCUGACAGCGUCCUGCCCACCCCGGUGGCCGAGCACAGCAUGGAGCUGGCCGCCUCACGCCAGGUCAACGGGGCGCCCUGCAGCAUCGAGGAGGAGAAGGAGUCCGAGGCGGGCACACCGACACAGGGGGUUGGGGCUGAUUUUGGUGCGGACGGUAAAUCCGCACAGGAGGCGGGGGACUCGGCCCUCAGCGAGGUGGAACAGGUGAAUAAGUUUGUCCUGAGCGUCCUCCGUUUGCUCCUCGUCACCAUUGGACUCCUCUUUGUCCUGCUCCUGCUCCUCAUCAUCCUCACCGAGUCAGACCUUGACAUAGCGUUUUUACGUGACAUCCGACAGACCCCCGAGUUUGAGCAGUUCCAUUACGAGUACUUUUGUCCCCUGAGGCGGUGGUUUGCGUGCAAGCUCCGCUGGGUGGGCGAGCUGCUCAUUAGCAAGUGAGAGCAUGGCGGUAAGAGUCUCAGAAGACGAGUCUCAGAAGACGAGUAAGACACCGGAGUGACGGAGAGAGCAGCCUUGUCCCAACCAUCGUCCUCCUGCAGACGCACAGCUUGGACCACGCCUGGUAAAACCAGGUCAGGAUCUCUCGUCCUCGUCCCCCCCCUCCUUCAUUUUUGGUUCACCAACCACCAACGUGUUUUGUUUGUUUAUUUUAUUCUAUCUUUUUUUUUUCUACAAAGCCAGAUUACUCUCUCUCUCUUUUUCCAAGUCAUUUCAGGUAUUUUAUUUUUUCAAAUAACACAAAGGAAAAAAAAGUCAAACUGAGAUCGAAGAUAAGAAAAAUAAGAAAACUGAAAAAAAUUCCCUGUACAGGAACAGGAGAUGUUCUUUUAACGUCAGUUGUUAUUUAUUGCUUUUAAAAAAAAUUAAAUAAAGUAUAUUUGUAUUAGAAAAGGAGCAGAGGUGAUGGAAAAGGUAACGAAGGAAGUUGGCAUUCAAGGAUACAAGUGAGUGAGGUUUGGCUGUGUCAGCUGGACACACACAGAAUAGAUGGAGUAAAAACACUCUGUUAAAUAUAACAGUGAAGGUCUGUGAAAUGACGGGGAAAUUACCAAAUGCCUUUUCUGAGAGGACGUCAAAAUCUGUCAGCUGUUUUUUGAAUUUUCUGGAUUGUUGUAGGAAACAAUUACACUUUAGUAAAAAAACAAACAAAAAAAAGAGUGAACAAACUGGUGAAAAUCAAAGUGUUUUUUUUUCCUAACCUUUUUAUAAGGACACACUUUAAAAUAAAACCAGUAUGAAUAGUGUUAAUAUGUGACCCAAUAGAUAAUAUUCAUCAAGUGCAAAGAACUACUGGCACCAGUAGAUUAAUAGACUAGAUAGACGUGCAAUGAUUUUAAUAACAGAGCACUUUAUUUUCAUGUGCUCAUUUAUCGUCAGUUACUUCUCCAAUUAAUUUAAUUUCCCUUCAGUUGAAAUUCAAUGAAUUUCAAUAACUUAUUUGUAUUGUAUGAAGAGUCUAUGAUUUAUUUUGGUUUGAUAUCAACUUUGCUCUUACAGUAGGUCCUGUAUAUCAUCAUCAUCGUCAUCAUCAUCAUCGUCUUAUUAUUAUUAUUAUUAUUAUGAUUACUGCUAGAAUAAGAAAUAAACGGUGUACUUUUUGUACAAAUUAGUUUCCUAAUAGGAUUGACAGGUUUUCCAUGUAUAUUUUAACAGAAUUGAAAUGUUAUUUUGUUAUUGAAAGAUUAAAUUAUACCUUUUUUUAGGUCUGUGUUUGAAGUAAGGUCGGAGGAAUUGCAAAAAUAUGGAAAUGUGUGAAGGACUGAAUCAUCUCUCUUGUCACUCCACCAGCAGUCAAUCACACUUCAGAAAACCUGCGGUUUAAAAAUGUGUAUUUUUACAGGGGGGGGGAUAUUAUGGAGAGACUGCAAAAACCAAAAUAAUCCAAAAACUCAUGUUCACUGUUCAUAACUUGUUGUACUUGAAGAGUCUGAGGAGGCGACUGUGAGCCUGGCCACUGAAACUGAGUUUACGCCACAUCAUCAAGUGACUUUAUUAAGUUAAAAUGUCUGAAUUAGAGCUGAAAUUAUUGACGGAUUAUUGAUUAUUUUGUCAAUCGAAAAAAAAAAUCCACGGUUCACCUUCUUUUAAUGUGAUACUUAUUGUUUUUGUUGUGUCUGUUUUAAUGUAAUCUUCAUUUUAGACUGUUUAAAAACUGUUUUCUUGGAUACACGUUGAGUUCUUGGAGAUAAUACUUUGCAUAUUUCAGUAUCGUAAACACAUAAUUUCACAGUUUGACCAUACUGGAUAUUUUACAAUAAGCCAGUUUUGAAAAACAAUACUUUGGUUGGUCAGGCUCUGAACUCUUCUGGCUCGUAGUUUACUGUAAUGGCUGCUGGAUUCUGGGUAAAAAAAAAAAAAUCUAUUGUUUUGUUGUUUUUGUAUUGUGUGUUAAACCUCCUGUGUCAAGUGUUUGUGUCCGUGCUUAGGAAAGGAAAUGGCAUUAAAAGGGACGUUUAGGGGCGUACAGGACAAGAUAUUUCAUAUUUUGUUGAGAGAUUAAAGUGCAAAGGAGUGAAAUGAAAGGUAGAGAUAAUGAGGACUGAGGUAAAAAAUGACUUUUGACGACUUUUGUGUCCUGGGAAGAUGGGAUUUGUUGACUCAUGUCUUUUCAGCUGUACAGGGUUAAUUUUUUUUGUUUGUUUUGGGCCCUUUUUUUGACAUUCACACCAGCACCUGCAGCUGCUCCCGCUGACGUCUCCGUUUUGCUCCCGUGUAAAUCUGAGCCUGGUGGUCCUCGGCACUUUGGGUGUUGUGGCUGGAUCCACUCCUCCUCCUCCUCCUCCUCCUUUUCACAAACCCGUUAUCUGUGGCAGAGGGAGAAGCACUGACGUUUCCCUCAGCACGUUACAAGCAGAAACACUCAGAAAACAUCCUGUCACAUACAACCUGGGAGUUUAUUUCUAUCUCAAUUUAUAGUUUUUGACUUCAUGAACAGCAGGUGCGAGGAUGAGGCACGUUUCAGGACAGGUUUUGUGUGUGUUUAUACAUUCGUACUUAACGUUUCUUAAGUUCUAAGAGGUCAACGUGAGUGGCGGGACGCGUGUUCUUCAUACAUGUAUCAGCAUUAUGUAGCUUCAGUGGUCCUUCUCUGAACAUGCAACAAUUAAAAAAGGGGCAGCAUCAUUCAUGGAGCAAUAAUCCACUGUAACAGCAAAAAGAUGUGAGCUGCUGUUUUUCCGACCACUCCAGUAAUAAUGUUUAUAUUAAGGAUACAUUUGUCUGUGUGAAGGCGUUUGUUGUGCUGCCGUCUUCUCGGCUGUUUACGCUCAGCGGCAGAUUGAUCAGCGGAGAGUGAAAGACACGAUGUCCAUCUCCAUCAACUGCCCCCUCCCCCCACCCCCCUCCUCACUGCACCAUCCUUGGAUCACCCAGGGCGAGAGGAGGGAAAACUGAGUUUAUUUCUUGUUACACAACUUGUCAUGUUGCCUGUGACGAAUCCAAUUUUACAUUUAUAUUUCAGUUGUCGUGUCAUGUUUACAUAUUUGACUAUUCUUUAUCUUCAUGGGAGGUGGCUACAGUUUUAGGUAAAGAUUGUUGUUUUAACAGCUGAUGCGUACAUCCCCGCCCUCCCCCAAACGCAACGGUGAAAGUGCAGCCGUGCACAUGAACAGACAGACGAGCUACAAAUCCUGUAUUUAAAUGUGUGAUGAAUCCUUAAUAAAAUAUGUUUUACAGGUGUAUAAGGGUUAUUUUUAAGGUUUUAUUUUGAUGACAGGACUGCUGCUGCACUGAAAUCUGAAGUGUUGUUAUUUUUAUUUUUUUUUAUCUUUUACACAUUUUCAGCAGAUAUAUUUUUAUUAUUAUCCAUGAUUGGCUAUCCCUGAAUCUUAAUUUAUAAGGGGUUUUUUGUUCAUAUUUUUCAAGUGCUGAGCAUUAGCAUAGACAAAAAUCACAGAGAUGAGACGAUAUAGAAAAAUAAUUCAAAUAAGAAGGGUUAGGGUUAAAAUUAGUUUACAAUGUUUUUUUGAAGGUAUGUAACAGAAAAGGUUUUUGUAAUGAAAAUUAAUUACAUUAACUGCUGGGUUUUGUUUGUUUUUUUAGCCAAAAAUACAUUAAAGUGGAUGAUGAAUGUACAAGUGAGGGGGUUUAUGAUGAUGACCUGCUGUCUGUGCACUACCCAUCAUUACAUUUGUUCAGUUGUUGACAUUGUUCUAUCGUGGAACUAGGAACUGCUGUUUGAUAACAUUUUAUUUAUAUAUACAUACUCAAGUAUAAAUAUAUAUAAAUCCAUGUGCCAAAAUUCAGCUCUUGUUCAGUCUGAUCCAUUCCGAAUCCAUUUGUACUGUAGGUAACCGUCCUGUACGAGUCGGUAUAAAAUAUUGUUUCUCUCCGAUAGUCCCCUUGUAACUGGUGCCAUGAAAUAAAAAAACUACUGAAGCGUGAAAUAAACAUUGAAUUAAAAAUGU
Molecule: messenger RNA, 5973 nt
Organism: Solea solea (common sole)
Lineage: Eukaryota; Metazoa; Chordata; Actinopteri; Pleuronectiformes; Soleidae
Product: FERM domain-containing protein 5
Exons: 14
Coding region: 290-2005 (571 amino acids)
Cellular component (GO): cytoskeleton
Source: RefSeq, a predicted model, not a curated record